Messenger RNA from Aspergillus japonicus CBS 114.51, 1651 nucleotides. RefSeq names its product putative disulfide isomerase. Gene Ontology annotation, molecular function: protein disulfide isomerase activity; protein-disulfide reductase activity. NCBI's taxonomy places the organism in Eukaryota, Fungi, Ascomycota, Eurotiomycetes, Eurotiales, Aspergillaceae. Gene Ontology annotation, biological process: response to endoplasmic reticulum stress. Gene Ontology annotation, cellular component: endoplasmic reticulum lumen. The record is from RefSeq and is a predicted model, not a curated record. The coding region runs from base 152 to 1537 and encodes 461 amino acids. The transcript is spliced from 3 exons.
CUUCAGGACACCUUGCUUCAAUCUUCCUUCUCCUUCUUCUUCUUCUUCUCUUCUUCCACGUUGACUGUCAUGCAGUACAUCUACUAGAGUACUGAACUGAACUCGUGUCAUUCAUCCAGUCUGGUAGUCCAGACAACAACACCACCUCACAAUGCUUCCGCCCAGCUCGGCUGUUUUCCUCGCCGCGUCGCUGCUGGCGGCUUUGCCCGUCCAAGCCGAUGGACUGUACACGAAGAAAUCUCCUGUGCUGCAGGUGACAUCCAAGAACUACGACCAACUCAUUGCCCAAUCGAACCACACAUCGAUUGUAGAAUUCUACGCCCCCUGGUGCGGCCACUGCCAAAAUCUGAAACCCGCCUACGAAAAAGCCGCCAAGAACCUCGACGGCCUGGCCAAGGUGGCCGCCAUCAACUGCGAUGAGGACGCCAACAAGCCGAUCUGCGGCCAGAUGGGCGUGCGCGGCUUCCCGACCCUGAAGAUCGUGACCCCCGGCAAGAAGCCCGGCAAGCCGCGCGUGGAGGACUACCAGGGCGCGCGCACCGCCAAGGCCAUCGUGGAGGCCGUCGUCGACCGCAUCCCGAACCACGUGCGCCGUCUGACCGACAAAGAUCUCGAUGACUGGCUCGCUUCCGCGAACGGUGACGCAGCGACGACGCCCAAAGCGAUCCUCUUCACGGAGAAAGGCACCACCAGCGCGUUGAUCCGCGCGUUGGCCAUCGACUUCCUGGGCGCGGUUCAGGUCGCCCAGGUGCGCAGCAAGGAGACGGCGGCCGUGGAGCGGUUCGGGGUCACGGAGUUCCCGACGAUCGUGCUGGUGCCCGCCGGCGGAACCGAGCAGGAUGCCAUCGUCUACGACGGGGAGCUGAAGAAGGCGCCGCUCGUGGCGUUCCUGAGCCAGGUCGCCGCGCCGAACCCCGAUCCUGCUCCGGUUCCUUCUCCCAAGAAGAAGAAGGCCGACAAAGAAGAGAAGCAGGCCGCCCAGCCCGACGACGCCAAGGCAGAGGAGGAGUCGCCCAAGCCGGCCCCUACGGCACCCGUUCCCGCGCCGCCGAUCGAACUCCUGACAACCCCGGAGGCCCUUGCCGCCGCCUGUCUGGCGCCCAAGUCCGGCACGUGUGUGUUGGCCCUUCUUCCGGAAGAACAACAACAAGAACAGACUGAACCCGAGCCGGAGAGCUCGGCGGCGCAAGUCGCGUUGGCCAGUUUGGCUGAGGUGGCGCACAAGCACGCCCUCCACAAGAGCAAACUGUUCCCGCUGUACGGUGUCCCAGCCACCAACGGCGCGGCCAAGGCCCUGCGCGCGGCGCUGGCGCUGGCCGAACCGGACCUGGAGAUUGUGGCUGUUAACGGCCGGCGGGGAUGGUGGAGAAAGUACGAUCCCGCUGAGGCGGAUUACAGCGUCGAGCGCGUCGACACGUGGGUGGAUGCCAUCCGGCUCGGGGAGGGGUCCAAGCAGAAGUUGCCCGAGGGGGUGAUCGUGGAGGAGACCUUGGAAGAUGAGAAGCCCGUGGUCGCCGCCGAACAUGACGAGUUGUAAAUUAAUCCCCCCCAUGUACGGGUGCAUUCACCUCAGUAGCAUUGCCCAUGGUGUUUUUAAUUAGGUAGGAAACAUGUUUUACAAGUUAUUGCAAGCAAGCGUAUGGCAAACGAG